Messenger RNA from Brassica oleracea var. oleracea, 1119 nucleotides. RefSeq names its product two-component response regulator ARR8-like. The record is from RefSeq and is a predicted model, not a curated record. The transcript has 5 exons. Gene Ontology annotation, biological process: cytokinin-activated signaling pathway; phosphorelay signal transduction system. The coding region runs from base 245 to 913 and encodes 222 amino acids. NCBI's taxonomy places the organism in Eukaryota, Viridiplantae, Streptophyta, Magnoliopsida, Brassicales, Brassicaceae.
UUAUUUUUAUCCAUUACAAAAGUUUCUUUAUUUUCUCUCUCGUUGUCUUCUUAGAACAUUACUUUAAACUUGCUUAGUCCGUAACUCAAAGCUAGAUCCAAUCUUAGUUUUAUUUUCCUGUUCGCCUCUCUGUCAUCUCUCUUGAUCUCAUUGACAAUUCUCAACAUUUCCUGAAAUAAACGAGCAUAGAGAAUCUUUUAUAUAUAAGAGAACGAAAAACAACAAGAAGCUGGAAACUUUGCAUAUGGGUAUGGGAACAGAGUCACAGUUCCAUGUUUUGGCUGUUGAUGAUAGUCUAGUUGAUCGGAAAAUGAUAGAGAGAUUGCUGCAAAAGUCUUCAUGUCAAGUAACUACAGUUGAUUCAGGGUCUAAGGCUCUUGAGUUUCUGGGUUUGAGAGAAAGCAAUGAGAGCAACGACCCAAAUGCACCCUCUUCAUCGCCUGUAACACAUCAGGAAAUUGAAAUAAAUCUUAUAAUUACAGAUUACUGCAUGCCUGGCAUGACUGGUUAUGAUUUGCUCAAGAGAGUUAAGGAAUCAGCAGCAUUUAGAAGCAUUCCCGUAGUGAUAAUGUCAUCUGAGAACGUUCCUGCUAGAAUCUCCAGAUGUCUGGAAGAAGGAGCUGAGGAGUUCUUCUUGAAGCCAGUAAAGUUGGCUGAUCUUACCAAGUUGAAACCUCAUAUGAUGAAAACCAAACUGAAGAAAGAAAGCGAGAAACCAUCAAAAGAAGAUAAUGCAGUUUUGAAACAUGAGAUAAGAAAAGAAGAAGAACCAUCCGUGAUUGAAAUCUUGCCUCUACAUCAAGACGUUGAACAAGAACCAAUGUUGAGUAAUAAUAAGAGGAAAGCAAUGGAAGAAGUGAUAUCUACUGAUCGAUCACGUCCUAAAUACAAUGAUAUCACAACCUUGGUUUGACCCUUUCUCUCAUUCGGUGUCCUGCCGAAGUUUCUAUAAAAAAAGACUUUGCUUCAGAGUUUUUUUCCUUAGGUUUGUUGUAGGAAUGCUUCUUCUGGUGAAUACAGGGCUAGCAUAGAGAAUGAAGAGGAGGAGAGAUGUAUGUAGUCUGUAGAUAUUGAUGGUAAUGGACCCAUCAUUAUGAAAAAUCAGUAAAUUCCAAGUUA